This is a messenger RNA of Acanthaster planci (crown-of-thorns starfish), 3743 nucleotides long. RefSeq lists its product as uncharacterized. NCBI's taxonomy places the organism in Eukaryota, Metazoa, Echinodermata, Asteroidea, Valvatida, Acanthasteridae. Gene Ontology annotation, molecular function: DNA-binding transcription factor activity, RNA polymerase II-specific; RNA polymerase II transcription regulatory region sequence-specific DNA binding; protein dimerization activity. The record is from RefSeq and is a predicted model, not a curated record. Gene Ontology annotation, biological process: developmental process; regulation of transcription by RNA polymerase II.
ACAAAUAUUAAAGAAAUGGAAGAGAGAAUCGGUCUCGAUUGAUUCACGGGAGAACGGCUUAAGGCUGCUACUCGAACAGACGGUACACUUCUUGAGAACGAGCUGGACUUGAUGAUAGCCAACAAGGACAGCAUACACUUGGUACAUCUCUACCUACAGCAAUUCAACACGCACUGUUGGAGGUUUGAAUCAACAGAUCUGUAACAUCGGUCAUUUGGUCAACCAAUAAUCGACACCAAUACUAUAGGUGAAUGAUGGAAGGGUGCCACCAGCAGAAUAGCCGUGUCAAAGGUCACUUGCCAUACUGGCAGCGACCGAUGAGGGCGCUACCACUACUAGCAGAUGCAACACAAUACGAAGAACUGCACAAGAGGCAGUUUGCAGCUUGUCAGCUAGGGCAGGGAUAUAUCGCUCCGAGUUUCGGCUCCUUGUCUUCUCCUGGCCCAAAGACCACGGAGUGGGCCGGUUCACCACCGCCUCCCUCCCCCGUGACACCACCGAGAACAACGGCAGCUUUCAACCGGGCCGCCGCAGCGCCGACCCCCGUGCCGGUGAAGCUGACUAUGGUCCCCGGUGCCAUCAAGAUGGAACCGGACGACUCACGAUGCAGCAGCAACCUCAACCACCACCAUCACACCGACAACCAGUAUUCUGUGGUGAGUAUGAUGAACAAACACAGCACCAGCUCCACGGACCAUCACCACGAGUGUCUGAUGAAUGGUAACGACGUACUCAAACAGCGGUACAUGCAAGGUAGAAAGCGUCGCCAUAGCCGUGGUACGGCCUCGAAUGACGAUGAACAUUCAGACGGCAGCGAGGAAGGGUCUGUCAACGGAAAUUGCUCCAACUCCAAAGUCCGUCGAAAGGGCUCUCCACCCCAGAGUUACGACGACCUGCAGAACCAGCGUAUCAUGGCCAACGUGAGGGAACGACAGCGGACGCAGUCCCUGAACGACGCCUUUACGAAUCUACGGAAAAUCAUCCCCACCCUGCCUUCAGACAAACUCAGCAAGAUCCAGACUCUCAAGCUGGCCUCUCGGUACAUUGAUUUCUUGUAUCAAGUCUUGAGGAGCGAUGAGACGGACCAGAAGAUGAUCGGCAGCUGUUCGUACAUGGCUCAUGAGAGACUGAGUUAUGCCUUCUCUGUGUGGAGGAUGGAAGGAGCAUGGAACAGUAUGGCCCAACAUUAACCACAACUCAUUCUGAAGUCACGGUUUAUCUGCAUACAAUAAUAAAACAUAACGGGGAGAAUAUUUGAAUUCUUUGGACCCGCCAACAGACGACGGAAGAUGAAGAGGCUGAGAGUUCAUUUUUCCAUCGUCUUUGGAGAUUGGCAGCUGUACGGGAUAUUAAAGCAGUGUGUUACGAGGGAUGAAUUUUUAUGUGUGACAUACAGCUAAGGCAAGGACCAUGGAGGGACUUCAAAACGUUGCAGGAGAGAUUUCCCAUCAGCGAAAAACAUGUCCAAAACGGUACAUUCUUGAACUUUUCAAGUCGGCAAAACUCAUCUUUGCAUUUUGCAACAUGGCAUUAUUGUGGUGUCCACAAAAACUGAAGGAUUACCCUGUGCUAGAGGAUUAUUUGCAAAUAAUGACCCAAGUCGGAAUUCGUCCAACGUGCAACUUGGUCCGCGUCCGGAAACAGGUUUGAAAGAUGCACCAACUGGAUUUCUGUCACUUUGCUGCAAACUGGAUUCGCACUUACCCUCUGCACUUGUGCAACGGCGACGCGUGAUUGAGAUUAGUUGAAGGUUUCUGACUGUACUUACCGCCUGGCCUUCGCAGUCUACUGGCCCAUCUCAGCUUAAGACUGACUAUGCAAAAUGUGAAAUCUGACUUGUUUUCCCCUGAAGUGUUUUCUUACGGACUUGUACAUUGUACGUUCAGCAAUAAUUUAUCAAAAACAGUUUAAGAAUAUUUGAAGGAAAGUUUUUCAACGGAUGGCAUGUCUACUGCAAUUUUGCUUGCCAUGCAAUAAGCAUUUCGAAGCUGCUUGUAUGCUGUUUAAAAUUUCACCGUGCUGUAGUUAAAACAUAAGAAUGUACCGUUUCUAAUUUAAAAAGAAUCGAGUAUAUCUCGAUGUUUUAAGUUGCGAUUCUUUUUGGUUUUAAGUUCGGGUUUUCUUUUAUCUACAUUUCAUUAGAGUAGACAAAGGUGUUAUUUCUUUUUCAUGUGAUUUUUGGUAUCAAUUACUGAAGCAGUAAUCAUUGCUUUUAUCGAUGUCCAGAAUAGAGCCCCACAAUCGAGCAAACAGACAGAACACUGCGUUCAUCCCAAGGGUCACCAAACCUUCCACGAGUUCCCAAAUUUGUUCUAGGGAACCGUUGCCACCUUGAGAUCGACAUUUUUCAAAGUCCGUGUAAGAAUGAAGUAAAGGCACGAAAAGUGUACACGUAGAUGCUUUAUAGGGCUUUUUUAAUCAAAAACAUCGGUCUUUACUGACAAUUACAGCUGAAGCUAGAUGGCGAAGAUUAAAUUGUAGUUUGUAGAUUAGAGUAUAAGGCGGUGUUUCGAAAUGUUGCAAAAUUCUUAUCUCGUUGAGAUGAACUUGUUUCAUAGAACACAACGUACUUGUUUGUUAAGCUGUGUCGUAGGGAGAGACACCUUAUAUACCUAGGUGUUCAAGAGAGAAAAUAUAAAUUAAAUACUUCUCCAACCCCCCCCCCCAAAAAAAGGUUAAUUUUUGGCGAGUCAUUUGAGAAACUAGCGUGUUUGGAAUCUGACUUGGGAAAAAGCCUUUCUCCUCCAAAGUGGCCCUGAAUAGGGGAAAUGUACCCACAGUCUUGUCUAAUUCGCACUCGGACACCAUUUCUGAAUCAAGAAAUUGAAUCAUCAAAGGCUUUGUCAGAAUAACUUGGCUGGGCUUAACAGAAAUAUGGGAAGUGGUUGUAGCCGCUAAUCAGGAGCCUCAUAGGCACACGCGUUAUUGCUAGCCGCAGGAAGUAAUUCAGAUUCGGCUUGGUAAUCCAAUCCAUCGACCCAUCCUAUGAUAGGCACCUUCUACGGUUUAAACAAGCUGUAUACAAGUUUCCGUUUCUGCUCUGAACUUAUCUGAUACGUCACUACGCGCGCAUGGGUAAUGACGUCACUACGCGCAUGGGUAAUGCGCACACAGCUAAAGCCAGAUUUGCUUGCCUUUCAUCUUUCUUGAACCAGACAUUCAGUUUUAUGAAGCUGUAAGCAGAAAAUAGUCGAAAUUACAAGUGACUAUUAUUCUGAAACACACUUUCUGUUUCCUGUUCUAAGUAAAAUUGGAUAUUGCUGGUUUACUUUCUGUAAUAAGUAGAUAGUUCAUCUUGAUGAUUUCAAGGGAUAUGUAGAUGCUGAGUAAUGGAAACUUCUUUGUUAUCGGACUGAUAUUGAAAUCAGAACUGUUAACGCUAAUGUCCUCUUUGUAUGUGUGUAAUUAACGAUUUCAAGUGCACAUAAUUUUGUACAAAAAGUGCCUAGUUUUGUGAUUGUAUGUUGUAUUUAUUUUAUAGCUCUCAAAUCGCAAAGAACGUUCAAUACAAGCCAGUCCAAUUUUAUAGAAAUUCACGUACUUCAAUUACCUUUUUAUUCAUACAUUAUGCAAAUAGUAUGCAAAUUGCAUGCAUGUUACGUUGUUUCCAAGUCUAAGUAGUGGCGAGCCUUAUAUUUCUUGUGCCAGGUUGGACCCUGUUUUCAAGCCUGACACUCCUUUAACCUUACUUGUGAUUAAGGCUUGCACUUUUUUUGUAAAUAAAGUGAUUUUAGAAAUAUUAA